Psylliodes chrysocephalus is the source of this 1615-nucleotide messenger RNA. The record is from the annotation of a GenBank genome assembly. Lineage: Eukaryota; Metazoa; Arthropoda; Insecta; Coleoptera; Chrysomelidae.
AAUUUGUUUUACUAUAAUACUGCAUUUUGAGUUGCAUAGCUAAAAAACUAGCAAUUUGACAGAUUGUUAGAAGUAUGUAUGCAACCAAUUAUACAUUAAAAUAUUUGUUUACGUUUGCCGAUUGCUUUCUGUAAAUUGUAAUUCGCGAUUCAGUUUAGAUUUCUGAAUUAAAAAAGAAAAUUACCGAAAUGACUAACACUACAGCAUUAAAUACAUCUAAUGGUUCUGUUGGCGAAGAGAUUCCAGACACGACAAAUGUUUUUAAAAGCAGAGAUUUCAUGUAUAAGCUUAUCAUAAGCCAGCUAUUAUAUGAUGGGCAUCAAAAUAUUGCUACGACACUUAUACAAGCUGUGCAAGCAGAACCAAAUAAUGCACCAAGCGAUAGAUUAUAUCAUUUAAUUGUAACAGGUCUAGAACAUGAACCUGGUUUUAAAGAUAGACCAAAAACUAUUGGUUUUGGAAGCAACAAUAUCGGCCCAGGAUUAGAUUUGGAGUUUGAAACUGAAUCGAAUGUCCCAGCUCCAGAGCCUGCUCUAUAUGAGACCGCAUAUGUUACUUCACACAAAGGAAAUUGUAGAGCAGGAUGUUUCUCAACAGAUGGUCAGCUUAUUGCUACUGGGAGUGUGGAUGCUAGUAUUAAAAUUCUGGAUGUAGAUAGAAUGUUGGCGAAAUCAGCACCUGAUGAAAUGGAUCCAUCAAGAGGGGAACAACAGGGACAUCCAGUUAUUAGAACACUCUAUGACCAUAUGGAAGAGGUUACAUGCUUGGAAUUUCAUCCAAGAGAGCCCUUUUUAUGUUCUGGUAGCAAGGAUAUGUCUAUAAAGUUGUUUGACAUUUCAAAGGCUAGUGUUAAAAAGGCUUUCAAAACUAUUACUGAAUCUGAACCAGUACGAGCUAUUUCCUUUCACCCUUUGGGCGACCACAUGAUUGUAGCUACAAAUCACCCAGUCAUUCGUCUAUAUGACAUGACUACAUUACACUGCUUUGUCUGCUCAUUUCCCAGACACCAGCACACAGGCACCGUCACAAACUUGAAAUGGUCCAGAGAUGCCAAACUCUUUGCUUCUUGUAGCAAAGAUGGAAACGUUAAGAUUUGGGAUGCUGUAUCUAAUAGAUGCAUAAAUACUAUUAUCAAGGCACAUGAUGGUUUGGAAGUUUGCUCAGUGGAAUUUUCAAAGAAUGGUAAAUAUCUGUUAACAGCUGGGAAGAAUUCAAUCUGUAAGUUGUGGGAGUUAACAACUAGCAGGUGUUUAAUUGCAUAUACAGGUGCUGGUACCACUGGUAAACAAGAAUAUGAAGCUCAAGCUGUCUUUAAUCACACAGAAGAUUAUGUACUGUUUCCAGAUGAAGCUACAACUUCUCUUUGUGCUUGGAACUCCAGGAAUGCUUCCAGAAAACAACUGAUGUCUUUGGGACACAAUGGAGCUGUUAGGUUGAUAGCUCAUUCACCAACUCAGGCUGCAUUUUUGACUUGCUCAGACGAUUUUAGAGCAAGAUUUUGGUACAGAAGAACACCAACAUUAUAAUUUGAUUAUUUUAGUUUUAAGUUUCUAUUUAAGUGCUUUUGUAAUGUAAUUUGAGGAAUAUUUAUCUAAAUAAAUCAAACUUAAAUCAG